Messenger RNA from Ostreococcus lucimarinus CCE9901, 1410 nucleotides. RefSeq lists its product with no specific name. Gene Ontology annotation, molecular function: nucleic acid binding. The record is from RefSeq and is a predicted model, not a curated record. Lineage: Eukaryota; Viridiplantae; Chlorophyta; Mamiellophyceae; Mamiellales; Bathycoccaceae. The transcript has a single exon. Gene Ontology annotation, biological process: methylation. Bases 1 to 1410 code for a protein of 469 amino acids. Gene Ontology annotation, cellular component: cytoplasm.
AUGUGCGGAGUGUCGAACGUGGAGGACUUGGCGUGGACGCGCGCCGACGGCGGCGACUGCGAAGAGACGCCGUUUUGGUACGUCGAGCUCCCGGACGAGCGCACAGCGCGCGCGAUCGCAUCGCGCGCGCUGUUAGUCAAAGCGAUUUUAGAGGCGUGGGGUUCGGCGCCGGACGAGGGUGGGCUGCGGGACGCGGUCGCGGCGUACGACGAGUCGCGAAAGACGCCGUAUUUAGCGCCGGGGACGACGUUUAAGGUGGAGGUGGAGGAUUUCGGCGUCAGGCGCGGGUCGAAAGACAUCUUAAAGCGCGUCGGCGACUUGGGAUUGCCGUUUCUAGGGAAGGCGGAUCUUAAGAAUCCGGAACAUUUAUUUUGGAGCGUGGUGAGCGACACGAAGGAGACGCCGAGUUUACCGCAAACGCCGCGGCAUUGCUUCUUCGGGCGCGUCGUCGGUCAGAGCGAUCGCUCGACGUUGAAAAGGUACGACUUGAAGCAACGUUCGUAUUUAGGGCCGACGAGCAUGGACGCGGAGAUGGCGCUUUUGAUGGCGAAUUUCGCGCAGGCGCGUCCUGGCGGCGUGAUAUUAGAUCCGUUUUGCGGCACGGGAUCAAUGCUCGUCGCCGCGGCGCAUUACGGUGCGAUGACGAUGGGCAUAGACAUAGACAUUCGCGUCAUCAAGCAUGGGAAAUCGGCGCGCAAGAGCGGCUCGAAGUUUGGCGUAAAAGCGAGCGAUGGUUCGUCGGUGGACGUGUGGACGAAUUUCGCGCAGUACGGUUUGCAACCGCCGGUGGCGUUGUUUGUCGGCGAUUUGCACGCGUUGCCGACGCGACGGUUUGGUUUAGAGGGUACGCUCCAAGGUAUCGUCGCCGACCCUCCGUACGGCGUCCGCGCCGGCGGACGCAAAAGCGGUGGGCGCAAACCGCUUCCCGAAGACUACGCCAUCCCGGAGGAGAUGCGAGAAACGCACAUUCCGAGCACCGCGCCCUAUCCAUUCGCCGAGAUGAACGACGAUUUGAUGGAGCUCGCCGCUCGGUUUCUCUCCAUCGGCGGCCGUCUCACGUUCUUCCUCCCCGGUUCCACCGAAGACGCCGAACGAGAGAUUCGCGACCUCCCCGCGCACCCGGCGCUUCGCCUGCGAUGGCACUCUCUAGAAACCUUCAACCAAAUCUGGGGUCGCCGUCUCGUGACGUACGAAAAAAUACACCCCUACGACGUUGAAGUCGCGCGAAAGGCGCGCGAAGACGCCGUCGCCGCCCGCGCGGCGAGCGACGAGCCGGAUUUGAUCGAACGGAUGCGCGCGUUGGUGUACGACCAAGUCCCCGCCGAGGCGAAGCGUCGCAAGCGAUACGAGAAAUUCCACGGCGUGCCUCCGCCAGACGCGCUCACCGAGCGCGCGAGCGCAGAGACGUAA